AAUUAACUGCUCCGCUGAAUACCUUUACUAAAGCCGACUGCUAGCGAAACCACCAAUACAACACUCAUAUUAUAUUACCCAACAAAAAGUAGAGAGAGAAAUAGCCGAAGAAAGCGUUCAAUGUUCUUAAGCGCAUGACAUCCAAUUCAAGGAUUAGCAAGUUAGGGUUCUGAGAGCUCUCUGAUUUCAGGUACAUUCGCAGAUCUGAAGUACAUUCCGUUCAAAAAAAAAGUUGAAGGAUACACCAGUUCCAAUCAUCAUCUGUCAAAACAAUGGGAAAAUCUCCAGGAAAGUGGAUCAAGACUAAACUUUUUGGGAAAAAAUCAUCGAAAUCUAAUCUCUCUAAAGAUGCUACAUUAGAAAAGAAGACCUCGAUCACUUCUAAGGCAACCUCAAAGGAUUUGGAUGAUGAUUCCAUGGUGAUUUCAAGCCCAGUUCCUCUUGUUAUGCGUGUUAGUGAAGAACAUACAGAGUUAGAGAAGACUUCAAGUGUGAACCUAACGAAUAGUACAAGUGAAGUUGCAAGAAGUACCACUGUGCUGAAUACUGAAAAUGAAGAUGAGUCAAUCAGACUAGAGCAAGCUGCUAUCAAAGCACAGGCAGCUUUCAGGGGCUAUUUGGCUCGUAGGACAUUUUUGUCUCUCAAAGGUAUCAUACUUCUUCAAGCCCACAUUCGUGGUCAUUUGGUGAGAAAACAAUUUCAACUCAAAGUCCGCAAACCAAAUCUCGAGGGCAAUCUGGUCAUUUCCACUGAAACUGAAAAACCCAAACCCACUUUAAGAAAAGUAUCAACCCAACAACCAGAAUCAAUCCCUGAACAAUCUCAUAGUGAACUCGAGAAGGUCAAACAAAGUCUACGCAAAAUUUCCGUAUCAAUGGCUGCAGCUUCUGGACAGGGUCCACCUCCACCUCCACCCGAGCCUGAGUCCGAGCCUAAGCCUGAGCCUGAGCCUGAACAGGGUCCCGCUGACCCCGAGCCUGAAACCGAACCUAAGCCUAAACCUGAGCCUGAACCCGAGCCUGAACUGCCUGUGAAUUUGGAGUCAAAUGGGAAAGAACAUUUAAAAACAAAAAGGAGGAAAUCUCUUCCGGCGAAACAAGAGCAUGUUGAAUGUGUAUUGCAGAACACACCUGUUUUACCGAGUUAUAUGGCGGCAACUGAAUCCGCUAAGGCGAAGCUUAGAGCACAGGCGGUAGCAGAAGAUGGUGGUGAAAAUGGUUUCAUCAGGCGGCAUUCAUUGCCAUCGUCGACUGGAAAACUGAGCUUGCAGUCGCCUAGAGUUCAGAAGCCUUUACAAGCCAAUGGCAAAGGAUGGAUUAAAAGUAACAAAGCACAAAUAUGUGCGAAAGAUGAUAAGAUGAUGCAGACAGGGUGGAAGAGGUGAGUGCAGAAUUUGGCUAAUUCAUUGAACGGGUGUGUUGUUGUUGACUUGUGGUAUAUUAUUAGACGUUAAAAUAACUUUUAGCUGGUUUAUUUUAUUUUAUUUAUUAUCUAAUUUUAUUUGUUCCUUUUGGGUGUAUUAGUGAAUGUGUCCAAGUGUAUAGUGAUGGGCCCUAAGUUUGUUUGUGUUUUUUUUUUUUGGGAGAAAUUUAAAGAUCAUUUGGUUUGUUUGGUUUGAGCAUCUUGGUCCUUGGAUAGUUGGAUGUGUGGGAUAUUGUGAUUAUGCUUGGAUGCAAUGUUUCUUAAACAUUUUUUUUUUUUCA
Lactuca sativa (garden lettuce) is the source of this 1704-nucleotide messenger RNA. RefSeq lists its product as uncharacterized. The record is from RefSeq and is a predicted model, not a curated record. Gene Ontology annotation, molecular function: protein binding. NCBI's taxonomy places the organism in Eukaryota, Viridiplantae, Streptophyta, Magnoliopsida, Asterales, Asteraceae.